AUGAGGGACGAACGAAGAAAGGUUAGAGAACCUGAAGGAUCUGAGAGACGUGAUAGCAAACGUUCUUCAUCUGUUCGGGAUCUAAAUUUAGUUCGCCUCGCGAGGAAUGGUGAUUUGGACUCAAUGAAACAAAUGAUAAAGGAUGGAGCUGAUGUGAAUGAACAAGAUGAAUGUGGUUGGACAGCGUUACAUGAAGCAUGUAUGCGAAACCUUCCACGCAUGACUGAAUAUUUGUUACGACAUGGAGCUGAUCCUGGUAUGGUGAAUGCGAAGGGUGAUACAGCACUUCACUGUGCUGCGCGGAUAGGAUGUUUGCGUAUUGUUCGAGCUCUCUUGUACUAUAAUGCCAACCCUCUACUACUGAACCACAAGGGUGAUAAGCCUUUGGAUUUAUGUCAAGACGCUGAGGUGUCGAAUUUUCUUAACCAACAUAUUGAAACUAACCAAAUACACAUGGUUUCAUCAUCUGGCUCCGGGAAACCAGCUGUUUUGAAGGUUACUCGCCAACAUUCAACAACCUCACGUAGUGGAAAACAUUUGACUUCUACUUCUGGCACAACUGUGUCUGACGCUAUUGAAUAUCAUGGUGGGGGGAAAGAUAACAAUAGCAUGACUAGUGUGUCAGAUGUUUAUUCAGACUCAGAUGGUAAUGAUGAUAAUGGUGACGAUGAUUGUCAUUCAACUUCAACUUUGAGUAUGAGCACCAGUUUAGCCCACCAGAAUAUCAUUAGUCCUGCUAGUAACAACCAAUCCGAUAUGAAUAACUUGUCCUCCAGUGGUCAGCAUAGUCAUCAAACGUCCAGUCCAUCAUUGUCAUCUGUACCGAAAUGCAUACCUGAUAUGUAUAUUUCUUCAACGAAAUCCUCAGUGAAGAAAGAUCCUUAUGCAUUUGAGGAUGAUGAGAGUGAUGGGACGGUGAACAAUCCUGGAAAUUCGUUAUUACUGCAUCCAUCACCUACGAACAAUACACUAACCGGACAUACUGGAAUUCAUUCUAGUUGCGGGGGUGGUGGUGGUGUUGGUACAGCCAGUUUAACAAAGACAAAUACUAGUCCGAGCAGUGGUCUGCUGUCGAAGCACACACAUCAGUUGUCCUCUUCAAAUUUGCCUAUUGUGGAGUCUGUGAAUAUCAUUUCAGAUAGUAAUCAAAGUCAUAGUACGACUGGGCACAUAGGCAGUGGCAGCAGCAAUAACAACAGUAUUGGUUUGGGUGGACCUCCACUUCGGCUUCGUUUUGCAAAAGAAGCUGGACAGUAUACUUGA
Molecule: messenger RNA, 1263 nt
Organism: Heterobilharzia americana
Lineage: Eukaryota; Metazoa; Platyhelminthes; Trematoda; Strigeidida; Schistosomatidae
Source: the annotation of a GenBank genome assembly